Lithohypha guttulata is the source of this 2703-nucleotide messenger RNA. RefSeq lists its product as uncharacterized. Bases 1 to 2703 code for a protein of 900 amino acids. The transcript has a single exon. The record is from RefSeq and is a predicted model, not a curated record. NCBI's taxonomy places the organism in Eukaryota, Fungi, Ascomycota, Eurotiomycetes, Chaetothyriales, Trichomeriaceae.
AUGGACCCUCAGGGGUUCACGUCUCUCGUGCAUAUUCAGGACGAAUAUGUCCUGUACCCAUACGACAAUCGUGAGGUCUUGGAUCGCUUCGCUUUACUGACCAUAAUCAUUGCUAUCAUAGCACUUCUAGCCUCUUGCUGCGGUACUCGAUACCGUGGUAUCUCGACAUUAUGGCAGCCACAUCCUUCUCGCAAACUCCCAACAGCAGACUCCUCGGAGGAUGAUUUCGAUGCGGACACGCCUGUUUCACCAUCAACGUGGUCUGCCUCUAUUACCACCUCUCCUGUCGAAUGGACUAUACCAGACACAGCGCCCACCAUACGAUCUACAAUUGAUGGCGCUGCAGAACUGACACGUCUCCAAGAAGCAUUCAGAGCCUACAGACUACGAUCCGAGCAACGCCUAGCCAACCAACAAGAAGACUUUGCCAAUGAGCAAGACGAGCUCGCUACACGAUUCACAGACCUACACCACAAGAUCCAACAGCUCAUGUCUUCCCGAGGCCUCGAGAUCCGGACUCGAGCACAAGGCCGCUUCCUCGCAUCACUCGAGAUCGAGACUGAGACCAUCGAUACCGAGGAGUUCAUAAAACGCGAGCAGGAGAAGUUUGCUGAAGAGAAGACACAAAUGCAAAGAGAAUACGAUCACAAGCUAUCCGAGUUGAGAGCACAGCUCGAAACAGAGCAAGUCUUUGUCUUUAAUAUGGAACAGCGAUCUCGAGCUCUCGUUGGUCAACAACGCGACCUCUUCAACGCACUAUGCCAACCUGAUAUGCUAUCGUCAGAGUCAAAUACUUCAACUCCAACAUCCCUACGGACUCCUCAACCAGAAUCCAAUCCCAACAUAGAAGCAGCAGAAGCAGACAGCGCCCGAACCAACCUUCCAUCAAACCUCGACCAUAUGCAAGCAAGCAUCAAACAAAUGACCACAAUAAUUCUGACCCUAGAACAACAAAUCCUAGAACUUGAGGAAAACUACAAACGCGUCCUUGCAUUGAUGGAAAAAUCGUGGUUCGGGGAAGUGCCCUUUGACGUUUACUAUCCUGAUUAUGCUCCGGAUCGGUUUAGGAGCAAGAAGACGCCAUCUCCAAUCGAAAGAAUAGGGGGUUUGGAGAAGCCAAAACAGGAUUUGUACGAGUCUAUUGAGGGUGAUGACGAUGAUGAUGGUUUGCCUGAAGGGGACUUCAGGGGAAUUUUCAAUCCCGGGAAUAUACCGGCGCCAUUAAGUCCUAUGCAGGAUGGAGAUAGGCAUUAUGAGCCGCCAAGUGUUGAGUCAUUGCCGGACACACCGAAGAGCCCGGUUGCUGAAGGAGAUGUUCAAGAAAAUAAAUCAGAAGAGCCCAUCGUAGAGCUCAUUAACCCACCGGUACCACCACCGGAGAGUCCUAAAUUGCCAGUGAGCGGACAUCGAGGUCCAAGGAAGCGAAGACCUGAUUCCAUCAAAGUUCCUGGCAGAGGAGGUCCUCCAGACCCAGGGAGUCCUGGAGGCGGGGGAAGUCCUUCACCACCAAAAAGCUCUGGUCUUCCUAAUGGUAAGCCUCGUCCUCCAAGACCUCGAUCCGUGAGCAGUCCACUGCAUACUGCGACCUAUCCGACCACACCUGGAUCAGGAUUUGUACCUCGAAGGCCAGAGUGGACUAUUCAGUCACCUUUCUUGGCGGAUUUUACUACUUGGGCUAAGCAGAGUCCAAAGUACUCGACACCACCACCACCACCACCAGAGCAGAGGGAGGAGGACAAGGACAAUGACGAUAUCGAAGACGAUGAGGAAGGGGACAGUGAUGAAGAAGAGGACGAGGACGAGGACGAUUUCUCUCCAGCAGAUCCGAUUAACACAGCACAACCUGAAGAUGAUUACACGGAACUGAUCAUCCAGCUGUCGAAAACAAACAAUGCAGACCACCUGGUCAAGUACUUCUGGUCACUCAAAAAGUCUCAACGCAUAACAGCCUUUACAAUGUUUCGCUCGCAGGGUUGGAAAGCAUUCUGUAAUUACAUGUUACUUACAGGAUUGCAGCCGCCCCCACCACAACCCAAUCAGCAGCAGCGGCAGCCACCCGAUGGUGAGAACUCUGUAGCAAGACAGCGAAGAUUGAUCGCUGAAAGGCAGUUCGGAAUAGACUUUCCCAACGGCCAUCGAAUAAUCCCGACCUCAGGAGCAGGUGACCUGUGCGCCCCUGAGGCUGCGGUCAACAGCUGGCGUGCUCAAAACCCUGGCUUGCCAGCGAUGACGGUCGCACAGCUGCAAUUGGAGGUCCAAAAACUCAUGCGCAAUACGGUCUUUGCGAAAAACUUCGGCAUCGAAGCAACAUAUUGGGGCGCAAGUCAACUUGCCCUAGCUGUACACAAGUGGGGAUCCCAGCAUAAUCUCAACAUCCAGCUAGGUUGUUUCUCGCCUGGUAUUCUCACGCACCUCGAGACUUUUAAGGAAGUUUCCAAAUUGCCUGUGAUUUAUUUGUGGGUACACAAUGACAAUCGCCAUCAAGAGGUAAAUGGACGUAUCAUUUCCAAGGGUCACUGGUCAGGAUUAGGACAUAGAUAUGGGAGUGGCGAUACACCUGGAAAUGGUUCAUGGGGACGAAGCAGUCGAAGAGGGGGAGGCAAUCGUGGAAGAGGAGGUAAUCGUGGAGGACGCAACCGUGGAGGACGAGGCAAUCGAGGAGGAGGACGUAGCGAUAGAAGAGGUGCUCGAGGCAGAGGGUAG